Venturia canescens is the source of this 1273-nucleotide messenger RNA. RefSeq names its product thialysine N-epsilon-acetyltransferase-like. Gene Ontology annotation, molecular function: N-acetyltransferase activity. The transcript has 3 exons. NCBI's taxonomy places the organism in Eukaryota, Metazoa, Arthropoda, Insecta, Hymenoptera, Ichneumonidae. The record is from RefSeq and is a predicted model, not a curated record. Bases 551 to 1033 code for a protein of 160 amino acids.
AAAUCAUGAAAAUUGCUUCGGGAAUUCUUUUUAUUCGUGAAAAUCGUGCUAUUUAUCUGACUGAUGGCGGAGCACGCAGUUUUCCACUUCACCGACGAAAUUCAAUAUUUCGAUCGAUAUUCCAAACUUUCAAUUAGUCAAAUGAGUCAAACAAUGGUGCUCUACCACGCAUUGCGGCCAAGUGACAAGUUCAAAAGUCUAGAUGGCACGACUGUGCGGCGAAACGACGACCGCCGUUGCGACAUUCGACGCUCGUUAUCGUCACGUGUCAGUUCUCUCUUCUCGUCGUAGACAAACGAGCAGCGUUCACUGUUGCUUUUAAUCAAUAAGAUUGAUUUUUUAUCACUCCAAGCAACGAUAGCGAGUUUUUGGCUCAUUGUUCGAAUUCUAUUAGCAAAAUGAGCAGUGAACGUAGCGGCGCGUGCCCUUAAAGUGGGGAAUAGCCAUCAAUACAAGCAGGAGAAAAAGAAGAAACAGUGAAUCAAAAUAUUGGACAAAAAAUAUUCAAAGUGAAACGUGUUUUUUGAGUAUAUUAAGUUAAAGUCACAAAAUGAACGUCGAAAUUCGUGAAGCAAGGAAAGAGGAUUGCAAAGCAAUUUACGAAUUAAUUCAAGAAUUGGCAGUAUUCGAGAAAAUGCCAAACGGACCAAAAACUGAUCACAAAGACCUGGAGAGAGACGGUUUCGAGACCGAUCCACCGCUCUUUAAGGCCUUUGUUGUUGUUGACAAUGCCAAGAUAAUCGGACAUGCUCUCUAUUAUUAUACUUACUCCUCUUGGGAAGGGAAAUCUAUGUUUCUCGACGACUUUUACAUCAGCCCUAAUUAUCGCAACGAGGGAAUCGGAGAUAAAGUUUUCGAAGCUGUUGCUAAGAGAGCAGCUCAAGAUGGAUGCUGCAGGUUAGAAUUCUCGGUUUUGGGUUGGAAUCCCGCAAAGAAUUUUUACUUGAGGAGAGGAGCCGUCGAUCUCACGGAGUCCGAGGAUUGGCAUCAUUUUCGUAUUUCUGGUGACGCGUUAAAAAAAUUCCUAGCCUAAAGCGCGGAAAAGUAAUUGGAAUGGCUUUUUUCGUCGUAAACAACUAAGGGAGGCGCCACCAUCGAGUUUGAGUUUUGGUCACGUGAGCGUGCUUUUGUUCGUGAGUGUAUCGAUCGAAAACGACGCCAGUGGCGCUGCGAUCGCAGACGAAUGAAUGACUGGCCUGUAAGCGAGUAAAAAUAACGGGAAAAAUAGAAUUUUGUAAACAUGAAUAAAGUAAGAAAACCUCGGGUGAUAAAA